This is a messenger RNA of Aethalodelphis obliquidens (Pacific white-sided dolphin), 1898 nucleotides long. It is a transcript of the gene TMEM45A, whose product is annotated as transmembrane protein 45A. The record is from RefSeq and is a predicted model, not a curated record. NCBI's taxonomy places the organism in Eukaryota, Metazoa, Chordata, Mammalia, Artiodactyla, Delphinidae. The transcript has 6 exons. The coding region runs from base 179 to 913 and encodes 244 amino acids.
CCAGGGAGAAACAUGUGAGUGGCAGGAAGAAAAGUAACUUCUCUGGGGCUGUUGCAAGGCUGAUGCUGGUGAAAGAUGCUUAUUUUUCUUGAGCAUUAAAGCAGCAUCUGCCAGUAUUGUCCGCUACUGAGCAGCACGUCUCUGAUACUCAUGAGCUGUGGGGAAUGCUGGUAAAGUCAUGGGGGAUUUCAAAGGCCAUGCUCUCCCUGGAACCUUCUUCUUUAUCUUGGGGAUUUGGUGGACAACAAAGUGCAUUCUGAAAUAUGCCUUCAAAAAGCACAAGCGGACUUCCUACCUUGAUUCCAAAGUAUUAUUCCAUCGAGUAGAAAUUUUGGAGGGAAUCAUAAUAGCUGGAAUGGCUUUAACUGGCAUGCUUGGAGAACAGUUUAUUCCUGGAGGACCGCACCUGACCUUAUAUGACUACAAAGAGGGCCAGUGGGUCCAACUCCUGGGCUGGCAUCAUUUUACCAUGUACUUCUUCUUUGGGCUGCUGGGUGUGACAAACAUCUUAUGUUCCACCAUCAGGUCACUUCCUGCCUCCUUUACCAAGUUAAUGUUAGCAAAUGCCUUAUUUGUGGAGGGUUUUGUCUUCUACAAUCACACUCAUGGUCGAGAGAUGCUGGACAUGUUUGUGCACAAGCUUCUGGUCUUGGUCAUCUUUUUGACAGGCCUGAUUGCCUUCUUGGAGCUGUUCAUACUGACCAAUAUAACUGUGGAACUUCUGCGGAUAAGCUUUUUCCUACUUCAGGGAAGCUGGUUCUGGCAGAUUGGGUUUGUCCUUUAUCCCCCCAGUGGAGGUCCUGCAUGGGAUUCAGUGGAUCAUGACAACGUUAUGUUUCUCACCAUAUGCUUUUGUUGGCAUUAUGCAAUAGCCAUUAUCAUCAUUGGAGCAAUUUAUGCCUUUGUCACCUGAUUCUCUUAAUCUAUGAAAACAGUUACAAGAAUGGAGGUCACUUCUUUCAACUUCUUAAUUCAUCAUGGAGCAUCACAUGUGGUUGAGCACCCUGUGGCCAGCACAAAAGCACUCCUCUGAAGACAUGAAUAGAGGCUGCAGUACAGCCCAGACUUGACGUGGGGCUCGACAUGGGGCAGGAGAUGCCUUCAUGCACUUCCUUCCUAGGAGAGGGCUCCUUUUUGGACCACACAGCUGAGCUUGGUUUCAUCUGGGAUUACUACAGCCCAGAGAUUCUCUUGCUUGUUUUAGAAAUGAUUAAAGUUAUAAAUUUUGAAUAUGAUGCAGACAAUCAUAUUACACAUUUAAGAGCUUUAUGGUAUCUGUUUGCUUAUAUGCUGCUUUAAUCUACACAAUAUUUGCAGGUGGCUCCAAAGCCAAAUGAAAGUGAUUUUCCUUCUAGGGGUGCCUCUUCUGUCUGCACAGAUAAUUUGGAGUUUGCUGUGUUAUAGAUACAUACAGUUUUGGGUUUUAAUUUUAAACAGCAUAAUACGAGAUGACUUUCAUUCUCCUCAGGUUGGUUAAAUCUCGAUUUAAGAGGUUCUGCCCCUCAGAAGUUGGACUCCUGAAAAAUGCUGAACGAGAACAAGAAUCAGAAGAAGAGAUGUGACUUUGGGCAUCCAGUCUUUCUAGUUGAAAUUUCUCUUUUUUUAAAUUUUAUUAUUUUUAAUCACAAUUUUGCCUUUUCACCUUUUGUUUGGAGAACAACUGGUUGAGAAUGAUUCUUGGUGUCAUGGUAUUUGGGGCUUGGAAUGGCUCUCCCCAGGUCAUCUAAAGUGUGAUGCCCACACUGAAAAAUAUUGUUUUAUUUGCCUUAUAGAUAUAUAUGCUCAGGGUUCCUGGCCUUACUACCAUUUGUAACUCAUUAUAGAUGGAAUUUCACUUGUUUAUCUUGUUGCUGCAAUGAGAAAUAAAUGAAUGCAUGGACCUUCGUUCAAACACCUCA